UUUGAAUAAAAUCAAAUCACAAAAUAUUUUAAAUGAUUAAAAUAUUAAACAAUGAACUUACUAUAAAAUAUUUGUUAAAUGUAUUAUGUAAUUUUUAUAAAACUUAAAAUCAUAAUCGAUAUAGGUUAAGAGAUAAGUUAGUGAUAUUAAAAUUAAUUAUAAUAGAAAAAAAGUUGAUAUAUAAAAAACAACGUAAAAAUUAUUUAUUUAAAUUUUCCGUUAAAGUAUUAAAGUAUUAAAGUAUUUAAUAAUAAUUAUAUUACAAUGGCACAAGAUAAAGAGGAUCCUCCACGAAAGAGAUACAGAAGAGAAGAAGAAAAGGAAAGCAGUCCUUUUGAUGCAGAUGAUAAUUAUAUUCCUUAUGUACCGGUUAAAGAACGUAAAAAACAACAAUUAACUAAGCUUGGUAAGCUUGGACAACUUAAAGAUGAAGCUGCUGUUGGAAUUAUUGGGAAAAGUAGUAGUGAAAAUGAGAAAGAUGAUGCAGAUGAUGAUGAUGGACAAGUAUGGGGAAGGAAAUCAAAUAUUUCCUUAUUAGAUCAACAUACAGAAUUAAAAAAAUUAGCAGAAGCUAAAAAAGAAAGUGCUAUGGAGAAACAAUUAAAAGAAGAAGAAAAGAUUUUAGAGAGUGUAGCAGAAAAUAAAGCUUUAAUGGGUGUAGCAGAAUUAGCAAAAGGUAUUCAAUAUGAAGAGCCAAUAAAGACUAGUUGGAGACCUCCAAGAGCAGUUCUUACCGCAGGAGAAGCAAGACAUGAAAGAAUAAGAAGAAAACUUAGGAUUUUAGUAGAAGGAGAUGAUGUUCCACCACCACUGAAAAGUUUUAAAGAAAUGAAAUUUCAUAGAGGUAUAUUAAAUGGUCUGGAACAAAAGGGUAUCAUUAAACCAACACCAAUUCAAAUUCAAGGAAUACCCACAGUAUUAUCUGGACGAGAUAUGAUUGGUAUUGCUUUCACUGGUAGUGGUAAAACAUUAGUAUUUGUUUUACCUAUUAUAAUGUUUUGUCUAGAACAAGAAGUGGCUAUGCCAUUUGUGAGAAAUGAAGGACCAUAUGGUUUAAUUAUUUGUCCAUCUAGAGAAUUAGCAAAACAAACUUAUGAUAUUAUACGACAUUAUACAAAUAGUUUACGACAAGCAGGUUGUCCUGAAAUACGCAGCUGUUUAGCAAUUGGAGGUGUACCUGUAUCAGAAUCUUUAGAAGUUAUUAAUAAAGGUGUACAUAUUAUGGUGGCAACUCCUGGAAGAUUAAUGGAUAUGUUAGAUAAAAAAAUGGUAAAACUUAGCGUUUGUCGAUAUCUUUGUAUGGAUGAAGCGGAUCGUAUGAUCGAUAUGGGUUUUGAAGAAGAUGUACGAACAAUUUUUUCAUUUUUCAGGGGACAGAGACAAACGUUAUUAUUUUCUGCUACUAUGCCAAAAAAGAUUCAAAAUUUUGCCCGUUCUGCUUUAGUAAAACCUGUGACGAUUAAUGUUGGUCGCGCAGGUGCAGCGUCUAUGAACGUAGUGCAAGAAGUUGAAUAUGUCAAACAAGAAGCUAAAAUAGUAUAUCUUUUAGAAUGUUUACAAAAGACUCCACCACCUGUACUUAUUUUUGCCGAGAAAAAACAAGAUGUAGAUGCUAUUCACGAAUAUUUAUUAUUAAAAGGUGUUGAAGCAGUAGCAAUACAUGGCGGAAAAGAUCAGGAAGAAAGAUCACGUUCUGUAGAAGCUUUCCGUGAAGGACGAAAAGAUGUGUUAGUUGCAACAGAUGUUGCGUCUAAAGGUCUUGAUUUCGCUGAUGUACAACAUGUUAUAAAUUAUGAUAUGCCGGAUGAUGUUGAAAAUUAUGUACAUAGAAUUGGAAGAACUGGACGUUCUGGACGAACUGGAAUAGCGACAACAUUUAUUAACAAAGCAAAUGACGAAUCUGUAUUGUUAGAUCUUAAACAUUUGCUUAUGGAAGCGAAACAAAAAGUUCCACCAUUUUUGCUGGAACUUUGUUCGGAAAAUGAAAAAUAUCUCAAUUUGGGAGAUGAGCGUGGUUGCAGUUAUUGUGGUGGUCUUGGUCACAGAAUUACCGAAUGCCCUAAAUUGGAAGCUAUCCAAAAUAAACAAGCAUCCAACAUCGGUCGCCGUGAUUACUUAGCCAGCAAUGCUGCUGAUUAUUAAAAGCGUUAAUUCAAAUAUUUGAAAUAUUUUAUUUUUUGUAUAGUAUUCUAUUUUGUACAAAAUAAUGUCGAUUUUGUAAAUAGCUUUGCAAAAUUUAUAAUUGAAAAAUUAAUAAAAUAUUAAUUUAU
Molecule: messenger RNA, 2270 nt
Organism: Apis laboriosa (Himalayan honeybee)
Lineage: Eukaryota; Metazoa; Arthropoda; Insecta; Hymenoptera; Apidae
Gene: abs
Product: ATP-dependent RNA helicase abstrakt
Exons: 10
Coding region: 265-2142 (625 amino acids)
Biological process (GO): mRNA splicing, via spliceosome
Cellular component (GO): spliceosomal complex
Molecular function (GO): RNA helicase activity; RNA binding; ATP binding
Source: RefSeq, a predicted model, not a curated record